This is a messenger RNA of Selaginella moellendorffii, 1062 nucleotides long. Its product is annotated as microbial Terpene synthase-like protein 30. NCBI's taxonomy places the organism in Eukaryota, Viridiplantae, Streptophyta, Lycopodiopsida, Selaginellales, Selaginellaceae. The transcript has a single exon. The coding region runs from base 1 to 1062 and encodes 353 amino acids. The record is from RefSeq and is a predicted model, not a curated record.
AUGGAGUGUCUCAUGGCAAAGCUUGUCCCUCGCCUUGAGUUGCCUCUUCUUCCAAAUAACAUCCCCUCUGCUUGCCACUGGGAUUCUUCUUCUCUCAGCCAAGAGCUCGAUCAAUGGCUCAUCUCCAAGCUCGGUAUCACCGACGAGAGUGCCAAGAGGAAGAUUGUCCAGUCGAGAGUCAUGCUCUUAGCUUGUUUGAUGCAUCCCAAUGGCGAGAGGGACAGAGUCCUCUUGGCAGGGAAGCAUUUGUGGGUGUACUUCCUGGUGGAUGACAUCCUCGAGUCAAGCAGCCGGGAAGGUUAUGGCGCCCUCAAAUCCAUCGUCUGGAGCAUUGCCACCACUGGAAUCUACAAAGCAUCUGAGGAGCAUGAUCAUCAUGACCUCGUGCUGCUUCUCUUGGUGGAAGUCAUGGUGGAACUCCGCAAGGAAAUGCCCACUUCUUUAUUCGCUCGCUACUGCAAGAUCCUCUCAAUCUAUCUGGAUAGCGUCCAGGAGGAGGUCAAGCACCAAAUCAAUAACACGAUCCCGAGCAGCGAGGAGUACCGGCUUCUCCGCCGCCGCACUGGAUUCAUGGAGGUGAUGGCCUGCAUCAUGACUGAAUUUUGCGUGGGAAUCAACCUCGAGGAAUUGGUUGUAAACUUGGGAGAGAUCCGUGAGCUCGUCAAGAUCAUGGACGACCACAUUGUCACGGUGAACGACCUCUUGUCACUGCGCAAGGAGUAUUACAAUGGCACCAUUUACCACAACUGGGUAAUUGUUUUGCUUGCCCAUGAUUGUGCAACUUUUCAGAAGAGUGUGGAUCGCGUUUGUGAGAUGAUCAAGCAGGAGGAGGACUCGAUUCUAGAUUUGCAGAAGAAACUUAUCAUCAAGGCAAAGGUGGACAAGAACCCAGAGCUUCUCAAAUUUGCAUUUAAUGUUCCAAUGGCUGUGGCUGGUCAUCUAAAGUGGGCUUUUAUUACUGCUCGUUACCAUGGUUGUGACAACGCUUUGCUCGAUGGUGAGUUGUUUCAUGGAACUUGGAUCAUGGACCCCAAUCAAACGGUAAUCGUGAAAAACAUGUAG